Molecule: messenger RNA, 3059 nt
Organism: Chara braunii
Lineage: Eukaryota; Viridiplantae; Streptophyta; Charophyceae; Charales; Characeae
Source: the annotation of a GenBank genome assembly
GGCCGCUGGAUUGCCAGACCUCUUAUCAUGCCCGCUACCGGUAGUCUUCGACGAUGACACUCAACAACCCUUGCACGUGCUGGUGAGGGACUGUGCGGUCUUGUACGGCGGUGCUGUUAGACGAGCGUUUUGUAUCGUAAGCGGGGAAUACCAAGUGGAGUGUUGCCACGUGGGGCUGGUCGCCAUGGCUUCGUCCGCGGGAGCUGCUUGCGCUGCCGGUGGGCCAUUCGCCACUGUGCAGACGCGAAGAACAAGUGCAACGACCGGUUGUUCACUUGACGGCGAUUCGAGCUCGAGAUGCUUCCUGGCAGUCACGAGAGCGAGUUGUAGGACACUCUGGCAGUCGUCUGUCAGUCGGUGUGAGACGUGUCCAGGGCUAGCGACGAGUAGCGGGCGGAGCGGCGGAGUGACAUUCGCGUCGGCGGCGGCGGUGUGCAGAUUCAGAUCUCCUACUGCCGCUUUCUCGCUUUCUUUCUCUCGUCGGCUCUGUUCCUACAGUAAUGGUGAUGAUUAUGAUAAUGAGGAGGAUGAUAGAAUGCAUGGCCGCCGUCUGUACAAGAAGAAGACGGUAUUCCUUUCCGAUGGGAUAUCGACGACAGUGGGAAGGCGGGUGGGGAGUGGUAGAAAAAAGGUAUUGGGAGAGGGAGGUAAACUGUCAGACAAGAUCCCGCCGGCGCCGGGUGUGUAUGCCAUAUAUGACAAAAACGGCGCGCUGCAGUACGUCGGCCUUUCCCGCAAGGUGUCAUUUAGCCUGGCCAAUCACGCGGCGAGGCUACCAGAUCUAGUGGCCACGGUGAAGAUCGCGAUCGUUGACGGUCCGGAUCGGGACGCGCUUCAGGCCGGCUGGAAAUCCUGGGUGGAGGAACACGUGUCGGCCGGCGGAGCUGUCCCACCCGGUAACAUGCAGGGCAAUAACACGUGGAAGGAGUCGUCGCGCCGCCCUCCGAAAGCCGAUCUGCGGCUGACACCCGGCGCCCACGUGCCGCUCACUGUUCCCAUGGAAACCCUAAUCGGUGCGGCAAUCAAGGGUACGCCCGUGAUCGCCUUCAUCAAAGGAACACGCAGCUCCCCCCAGUGCGGCUUCUCCCAUCGGGUGUUGAUGGCCCUGAACAAGGAGGGCGUUGACUACGAGACGGUCAACGUGCUUGAUGAGGAGUUCAAUCCGGGGGUCAGGGAGGCAAUCAAGGCCUAUUCCAAAUGGCCAACCAUCCCACAAGUCUUUAUAAAUGGGGAGCUGAUUGGAGGUGCUGAUCUUCUGGAAGAGAGCGUCGAGAAGGGAGAGUUCAAGCAACUGCUGGCGGCAAUCAAGAAAUGACAAUGAACCGACUUCGUCCUCUCGGCAAGGCAGGCUGUCUUGCAGCAGCCUGGUAAUCUUCCCAGAGUUGUUUGUUCAUGGUGCCAGUUGGUGGUUUUUCGUGCCGGCCGAUGGGUUUUAUCCACAAUGGAUAAAAUAGUAGUUCCCAAUCCGCGCCCAACACCAUAAGUCUGAUGAAUGCCCUAAUUGACUCUCAACAGCCCUGAUUGGCACGCACUUGCAAUACUGAGGGGAUUUGCGGCAGGCGGAAGGUUUUCUGGUCACGGUUGGGGUUUAUCAGAGCCAGCAACGGCCGAGCUUCCAGUAUAUGUCCGUGAUGUCGUCCACAUUCACUCUGCGUGGGACAGGGUGCAUAGCUGUGUGCUGUGUGCUGCGUCCUGAGUUCUUCCGUAACUCUGCUUGUAGUUCCUUCCAUUCACUUUUGUGCAGUUUCUUCACUCUUUGCGCAGCGCCUCCGCUUUUUGGUGCCGUUCCAAAGAACGCUCUGUGUUCGUUCUUGGAGGGUUGAUAUGCUGGUGCAUGCUUCCAUUACUUGAACGCACCGCACCAACAGAAGAGCAGCAUUGACCAGCAUUCACCACGGUAAAACCAGCAUUCACCACGGUUAAGAGCUUGAACGCACCGCACCAACAGAAGAAUAGCAUUUACCACCAAUUUACCACGGUAAGAGCAGCAGCACUCACCACGGUUAGAGCUUGAACGCACCGCACCAACAGAAGAGCAUAAUUUGCCACCAGUUUACCGCGGUAGGAGCAGCAUUCACCACGGUUAGAGCUUGAACGCACCGCACCCAACAGAAGAGCAGCAUUUGCCACCAAUUUACCACGAUAAGAGCAGCAUUCACCACGGUUAGAGAUUGAAGGCACUGCACCAAAAGAAGAGCAGCAUUUACCAGCAGCAUUUAUGCUGGACCAGCGGAGCGUUCAAGCAUGCACCAGUAGUGGAGCGUUUGAGCAUGCACCAGUGGAGCGUUUGCGCACGCACAAGGGAAAAAACGGGAUUUGAACCUGCGACUUCUGGCGUGAAAGGGAAAAACCGAUGCUGCUCUUCUGUCGGUGCGGUGCGUUCAAACUCUCCGCUCCACUGGUGCAUGCUAGCUUCCAUCGCUGCACAAGCUCAAGCUCCUCUGAUGCCGUGCAAAGCUCCAUCUCAAGCUUGACCAGUCUCCUCUGCUGGUCACCAGUGGAGCUUGCGCAAAUAACUCACCACCAAUCAGGGUCGAUCUCCACCGUUGCACGCUUUACCCACUGGUGCAAUGAGUUCACUGUGCUACACCAUCUUUCUUCGUCUUGUAAAGAAAGAGGGGGGGGGAAACAGGGGGGCACUUGUAAAGGAGGUGGAAGAUGAACGGGGUCAGGAUGAAUGGUGUGUUGGGUCGAGGAGGUGUUCCGCAAGCAGAGGUUCUCAGGCUCGGAAGGGCUGUCAGGCUCGGAAGUGCUGUCAGGCUCGGAAGUGCUGUCAGGCUCGGAAAGGCUGUCAGGCUUUGAAAAGGCUGUCAGGCUCAGAAAAGUCUGUCAGGCCGUCAGGCUCAGAAAAGUCUGUCAGGCUGUCAGGCUCAGAAAAGGUUCUCAGGCUAGGAGGAUUCCGGACGGGAGUUGGUUGGACUGAAUGCGGCUGUAUGCCUGUGGAUUGAAUUGGCAAUCAAGCUAGAACUUUUUGCUCUCUCUCUCAUGCGGCUCUUAUGGUUGGGAUCCCAGCUUAUGGGUAUUCAUUACACGGAGAGCAAUCAAUCUUGGCAGGGAUC